Molecule: messenger RNA, 2080 nt
Organism: Helicoverpa armigera (cotton bollworm)
Lineage: Eukaryota; Metazoa; Arthropoda; Insecta; Lepidoptera; Noctuidae
Product: hexosaminidase D
Exons: 12
Coding region: 272-1732 (486 amino acids)
Biological process (GO): carbohydrate metabolic process
Molecular function (GO): hexosaminidase activity
Source: RefSeq, a predicted model, not a curated record
AUGUCAGUGUCAUAGAUAAGAAAAUCAAUAAUAUUGCUUUGCUGAACGGUGAAAAAUUGAAAAUAUUCGCUAUUCGGAAAUGUAUCAUUUUAAUCGUUAAAUUAAGUGAUUAAACGAUAUUAAUAUAACCAUUUCACCAUCCAUAUUCAUAUAUGUGUCGUGUGACGGUAAAUUCAGGCAGAAAAAUGGUAUAAUGAUAACAAUUCUUAGUGCAAACAAAUAUUAAUAUUCUCAUUGUAAAAAUAACGAAUUUAAGAGAAUUUAAUUCAAAAUGAAGAGAAUAGUGCAUUUGGAUUUGAAGGGUGCUCCAUUGAGAGUGGAAUAUCUGGAGAAGGUGAUGGUACUUAUGAGAACAUGGGGAGCUGACGGCAUACUCCUAGAGUGGGAGGACACAUUCCCAUACACAGGAAACUUAGCCGAUAUUGGCAGUGUCACCAACAGUGGCGGAGACAACAUGUACAGCAUGGACGAAGUCAUGCAGAUACUGCAAAUGGCUAGGGAUUGUGAGAUGGAGGCUAUCCAACUAAUCCAAACAAUAGGGCACAUGGAGUUUGUGCUAAAACACCAAGCGUUCCGUGACCUCAGAGAGAAUGAGCGCUCACCGUCAGUUCUGUGCCCGACUAAGCCUCAAUCUCAAGCGUUAGUGAGGGAGAUCAUAGACCAAGUGUUGGAGGCGCAGCCCGAUGCUAAGUACCUGCAUAUUGGGGCUGAUGAGGUAUGGUACUGGGCUCUCUGCCCCACCUGUCGGGAGAAAGCCGCGAGCCACCAGUAUGGCAACCCUUCGCUAUACUUGGACCAUGUGAAGGAUCUAGUCUUGUACAUCAAAGAGAAGAGACCUGAUAUCAAGGUGCUUAUGUGGGACGAUAUGAUGAGGACCAUGGACCCGGAGAUGCUGAAAGAAUAUGCGCUUGGAGAACUGGUGGAGCCGGUAUUCUGGCACUACAACCCGAGUGACUCGUUUAACAUUAAGAAGGAACUGUGGGACACUUAUGCCAGGCUGUUCCCCAAGCUCUGGGGCGGGUCUGCGUUUAAAGGAGCCAAUGGUAGCAGUCAGAUACUAUCCCCAGUGACUCGCUACAUCACGAACCAGGAGGCGUGGGCGAAUCAGUUCAAGGACUACGCCGACCGCAUCAAGUUCCAGGGUAUCAUACUUACUGGAUGGUCCAGAUAUGACCACUACGCGACACUAUGCGAGCUGUUCCCGGUGUCGCUGCCGUGCCUCGCCAACUGCCUGCGCAUCCUGUGCCUCGCGCACGGCCUGCCCGCCAGGUACGCGCGAUUCAUAACGAAGCGUUUGUUUCGAAAGAAGCCCGUCUCUGUGCUUACCUACUACUUUGAUCCAGCUAAGAUCCUAAAUGAAGUCCUGCCUCCGGAAGAGUGGCCGGGCGAGGAGUUGGCGCGGUGUGUGCACACCUUUAUAUUCAUCCGGGAACGAUGUCUUUCGCUGCUAAACAGCGACUUAAUCAACACCUGGUUGAAUCCGUGGCAGAUAUCACACAAGUAUACGAUUCCAGUACAUGUGGAAGGCAUUGCGGUCGCCACACAGCAAAUACUGACAGAAUUAUCAGUGCUCAAAACCGAGCUAUCAGACCGUCUCAUACAAAUCACAGGCGAGCGAAGCCGAGACGAAUGGCUUGAAACUCACGUGGAACCACUUAUUGCUAAGCUAACGAGAGUGUAUGAGGUUUCUCGAGAAAGAUCCGUUUCUGAUGCCAGCGUUAAACCUACUUAAUUUACUUAGUUAAAAGUACUUUUAUUUGGCUGCGUUCAAACUGACUGCUUGCCGCCGAAUGUCAGCGUCUAUGCAUAGCGUAAUAAUAUAUCGUCGGUUAGAUGUGCACUACCCCUUACUUAGACUGGUGUCAGACUUACUGGCUUCUGACUACCCGUAACGACUGCCAAGGAUGUUUAAUGACAGCCUGGUCCUACAGUUUAACGUGGAAAGGUGAAUAUGUAGGGAAAUAAAAUAAACUGCGUAACGUUCGCUCACAUUCCGCGGCUGACCGUCAGUUUGGUUUGAACACAGCCUUUGUAUUGAUGUGGCAAACAACCCCCAGUUUUCUCUCGAAUUUUGAAUUUU